UUCCAGCCAGCUGCUGGUGCGCAGCAGGAUCUCCUUUGGAUGUGAAACUUGUAAAAAGCUCAGGUUCGGAAAGUGGCAGAAAGCAAAGAAGGGGAGGGUCGCUGCGUGGAUUUGUCCUGAUGGAAGCUGCUGUGAAGAUCUCCUCCUCAUCCUCCUUAAUCUCUCUCGGCCUGCGUGGAUGAUGACACGCGGAUGGAGCACCAUGGAUUAGACAACGCUCCUUCAUUUCCCUUUUAAACACGCAUUUUUUUCAAUCGAAUUCGGAAUACAAAGUGUUCAAGUUUGGAGGCGCAGCGACGGUGCAGUCAUGUGGCAGAGCCUUCUCACUUGCUGCGCCCUGUUCGCUGUCUACGAAGCGGCGCCGCUCGCACACAUCAACCGCCUGGCGCUGUUUCCUGACAAGAGUGCCUGGUGCGAGGCCAAGAACAUCACGCAGAUAGUCGGGCACACGGGAUGUGAAGCUCGCUCCAUUCAAAACAGAGCCUGUCUGGGCCAGUGUUUCAGCUACAGCGUCCCCAACACGUUCCCCCAGUCCACGGAGUCCCUGGUGCACUGUGACUCCUGCAUGCCCGCCCAGACUCAGUGGGAAGUGGUGACUCUGGACUGCCCAGGUAACAACGAGACUCCCCGCGUGGACAAGCUGGUAGAGCGGAUCUUCCACUGCAGCUGCCAGUCGUGCAGUAAGGAAAGUGUCCAGGAUGGCGCGACCAUGGAGUUGUAUGCAGACAACAGCCUGGAGACGCCAUCUUUACCCGACACCCUCAUGGAGGCUCAGUCCCGCCCGCCUCCCCCCAGCCCAGAUAGCCACUCCACGCACAGUCACACACACCAUCACCACCCACUUCCACACACAUCAGACGGAGGGUAGAUUUGACCUUUGACCCCUCUCCCCCUAGAAGAAGAUUUUCUCCUUUUUUACGUGUGACCAUAUGGUUUCACUUGUGCAUUUGCAAAGUCUUUUCAUUCAAUAAAACGUCAUUGUUGAUAUUCCUGUAAACACACCAGCCUAUAAAUGCAAUGCUCUCUGCUUGUUUGCAUGUGUAUCUAUUCACAACAUCAGCUUAUUUUAAUCUGCAAUAAAUUAUCUUGUUCUGGUAACUCUA
Entelurus aequoreus (snake pipefish) is the source of this 1103-nucleotide messenger RNA. It is a transcript of the gene nbl1, whose product is annotated as NBL1, DAN family BMP antagonist. The record is from RefSeq and is a predicted model, not a curated record. Gene Ontology annotation, biological process: animal organ morphogenesis. The coding region runs from base 308 to 868 and encodes 186 amino acids. The transcript has 4 exons. Gene Ontology annotation, molecular function: receptor ligand activity; BMP binding. NCBI's taxonomy places the organism in Eukaryota, Metazoa, Chordata, Actinopteri, Syngnathiformes, Syngnathidae.